This is a messenger RNA of Vombatus ursinus (common wombat), 1867 nucleotides long. RefSeq names its product aquaporin 8 (gene AQP8). Bases 252 to 1091 code for a protein of 279 amino acids. Lineage: Eukaryota; Metazoa; Chordata; Mammalia; Diprotodontia; Vombatidae. Gene Ontology annotation, cellular component: plasma membrane. The record is from RefSeq and is a predicted model, not a curated record. Gene Ontology annotation, molecular function: water channel activity. The transcript has 8 exons. Gene Ontology annotation, biological process: transmembrane transport; water transport.
AAUUACUUGGCUGGGGUCACACAGGGGGAGUGAGAGAAGCUUUGGCCCAGGAUUUCAGCGCAUAAAAGAAAUUGGCCUGUGGUUGGAAGCGUUCAUAUCCAUUCAGGAAACAAACUAACUCAUGAAAUUUGGUUCCAACUCAGGGAAAAAUAGACCUUCAGUUUUCAGAAGUCAGGGAAGAUAAUAAAAAGGAAGAAUCAUAAAAAAAGCAAAAACUACUGGCUAUGACAUCUCAGACAUUGAGAUAGUAGAUGAGGAGUGUGAACCUCAAAGAAAUGAAAUGUCUUCCCCAGGACCACAUAGAUACUGUCCCUAUGUGUGAAUCAAAGUCAGGGGACAUGAAAAUGAAGGAAAAAGACUUGGAGAGUGGGUGUGACUUGCACCAGCUUCACUGGUAUGAAAAGUACCUCCAGCCCUGCAUAGUGGAGCUGCUGGGCUCAGCUCUGUUCAUCUUCAUUGGCUGCCUGUCGGUCAUUGAGAAUGCUGAAGGGGUUGGUCGGCUGCAGCCUGCACUGGCACAUGGGUUGGCCCUUGGCAUCACCAUUGCCUUUUUGGGAAAGAUCAGUGGUGGUCAUUUCAAUCCAGCAGUUUCGUUGGCUGUCAUGUUGAUUGGAGGCCUGAAUUACAUGAUGCUCAUCCCAUACUGUGUCUCCCAACUGUGUGGAGGGAUCAUAGGAGCUGCUUUAGCCAAGGCGGUGAGCACAGAAGAGAGGUUCUUAAAUGCUUCUGGGGCAGCCUUUACAACCAUUAGAGGGGCUGACCAGGUGGGUGGUGCUGUGGUAGCUGAGGUCAUCAUGACAUUGUUACUGCUCUUGACCGUCUGUAUGGCAGCCGUCAACGAAAAGAGCAAGAGCCCACUGGCUCCAUUUUGCAUUGGCUUUGCUGUGACUGUGGACAUCCUAGCAGGAGGGGCUAUAUCUGGAGCCUGCAUGAAUCCUGCCCGAGCUUUUGGGCCUGCCGUGGUGGCCAGCUACUGGCAGUACCAAUGGGUGUACUGGGUGGGGCCACUGGCAGCCAGCCUGAUCACAGGAAUACUGAUAAGGGUUCUCAUUGGCGAUCAGAAUAUCCGCCUGUUUCUAAAACACCUGUAAAGCAACUGUCUGUUGUAUGGACACAGGACCACUGCUUUGCCCAUGGAUUCUUCUCAUCUUGGCUUGGCUUAGCCUGGAAUAAUGAAGGGGAGAGCCUCUCGUGGAUGGGACCUGCUCUGCUCUGCCAGGGCAAAUGUCUCCCACCUUGGGGAAUGAUCCUGCCCUGGGUCUCCCCUGUGAUUUCCCAAGACUUCAUUCCAGCACCUGGCUGGUCAGAUGGACAGAUAGUCUGUUUUGUCUCCUAGUGUGGCCAAAAGCACACAGACUGACACACCAGCUUUGGGAUGCUCCCUGCAUGCUGUGUCCUGUUUUUCUACCUUAACGCCUCAUUUUCCUUCCUGUUAAAGGACUGCUGAAUCAUACCUCUCUGGCUGCUGGAUAGCGAUUUGUUGUAGGGAAGGUUCUAGAAAAAGCCUAAGUAGUGUUAUUAUCAUCUCAUACGGCCUGGGAAGAGAUAACAAGGAUGAUGGAAUUGCUUUUCUUAUAAAAUGAAAUUACUAAGGCAGGGGGUGGGGGGAAGGGAGGUGUAAAGCAGCCAUAAGAGGGAAAGGUUGCUUCAUUCACACUUUGUUCAGAGGUGAGGGAGGGGAGGAGGCUAGAAAGCCUGUUAUUUAAUUUCCAAGGGAUUCUUUUUAGGAACUGCAAAGUCCUCUGCUCUUGGUCCUCCUGCCUGCUAUGGGGAAUGAGGGGCUUUUCAAAGCUACUUUGCUGUAUUCUUUCCACUGAUAUGGAAAACUCCAGCUCACUUUCCAAUAAACAGUAUUUCUCUACCUCAA